This is a messenger RNA of Eruca vesicaria subsp. sativa (arugula), 309 nucleotides long. NCBI's taxonomy places the organism in Eukaryota, Viridiplantae, Streptophyta, Magnoliopsida, Brassicales, Brassicaceae. The record is from the annotation of a GenBank genome assembly.
AUGCCUCUCCAGAACAAAAGCGACCACAACCCUGGGGCCAAAAAAGCUGCAUUUGGACACCACACUUCUGCACUUCGACCCCUGCACCUGAACAAGAAAGAGACGAAACUCGUCAGGAGAUCCACAACAAAGCAAGAAGGAGGAACCCGGUCAGAUGCCCUAAGCCUAGACCUCCUUCUGCUUCACCAAAUGUCCUUAUUGGCGCUAGCUCAAAGAAACGAAGAAUCUCUCAACUCCAUAAUUCCCCAAGAACCAAGAAAAGAUCUCUACCUGGUAGCUCGUCCAAGGGUUGCUCAAACCCAAAAUUGA